Molecule: messenger RNA, 934 nt
Organism: Physella acuta
Lineage: Eukaryota; Metazoa; Mollusca; Gastropoda; Physidae
Source: RefSeq, a predicted model, not a curated record
AUGGCCUUCUCUCAGAAGGAGGAAGAACGCAGAAAGCACAUAUUCAAUUUUUUUUCACUUUCAUCAGACAAAAGUGUCAUGGCUCCAUCUAAAGUUUCAUCUAAAAACAAAGCGGCUAGGUCAAAGCUGAGGAGAAGGCGUCAAACAGCCAAAGCGACAGAGGCCUUACGGAGAAAAAGAGAAGAAUCCAUGACAGUUGCUCAAAGUCCAAGUCACAGUGAUUCCCCUCUUCUCACACAGGAUAUGGCACCAACCAAAAAAAGAAAUAAACAGUUGAAACGGGCCAGAGCUGCUAGGUAUCAACCUAAAGUUGAACAAGCGGACACUGGUAAAAAUUCUACUGUGGAUGCUGACCUGUCUAUGGCAUGCGGCAGAAGGAAUCCAAAUCUUGCAUUGUUGAACACUUCUUCUGCCCCUACACCACAGGAGUCGUACUUCCUGAUUCAUGAAAGCUUCAUGCGCUCUCUGUUAUCAGAAGUUGCUUGCACAGACUGUGGUAAUAAUGACCUUGAACUGUCCACGACAAACUCCUGUGGACUCGCAGCUCAGUUAAAAAUCUACUGCUCUCGUUGUGCUAAUGAGUGGGAAGGGUGGACAUCACCACCAGUGGACAAGCACUAUGACAUUAACCACAGAGCCGUUUUAGGCUGUAGAGACUCUAACAUGGAAUAUUUACAGCUCAAAUCUUUCCUCACGUCUAUGAAUGUACAACCUCAGAUGCACCCCAAUACAUUCUAUACGAAUGCCAAAACACUUGGCGCUGAAGCUCAAGACACAGCUGAAGAUGUUUUGUGCAAACCAUCUAGCAUAGUUGCUGAAUGUGCAGCAGAUACAGGUCUACAGUUAUAGAUGGGAACAGACAGAGUAGCUAACAAAAAUCUUCAUGUUGAGCUAGUGAUGUAUAUAUUUUUAAAUAAAACAUGUUGUUUUGUAA